Messenger RNA from Galeopterus variegatus (Sunda flying lemur), 1971 nucleotides. RefSeq names its product zinc finger protein 691 (gene ZNF691). Lineage: Eukaryota; Metazoa; Chordata; Mammalia; Dermoptera; Cynocephalidae. Gene Ontology annotation, biological process: regulation of transcription by RNA polymerase II. Gene Ontology annotation, molecular function: DNA-binding transcription factor activity; RNA polymerase II cis-regulatory region sequence-specific DNA binding. The transcript is spliced from 2 exons. The record is from RefSeq and is a predicted model, not a curated record. The coding region runs from base 460 to 1314 and encodes 284 amino acids.
UCUUCAACAAUUGUAACAGCAGCUGUCAUUUGCUGAAUAACCAGUACAUGUCACACACUCUGCUGAGUGUAUUAUGGCAUUUUCUCUAAUACAAAGUCCUGCAGUAUAGGUAGGUAUCACGAUUUUAGUGAUGAGGGAGUCGAGGCUCAGAGUGGUUGAAUAAUUUACAGAGAGUUAUAAAGACAGUAUGUGUUAUUGUAAUCCAACCCUAAAUGUAGUCAUUGCCCCUUUCUUUGCUCUGUUUCUUUUUUCUAAAAAUACUUGCUGACUGGAAGGAAUUAUCAGUCCUUCGUUUUCUGUCAUCAGUGUCCUAUCAUAGUUUGUGUUUCCCUCCCUCAUCCCUUUGUUCAUGUCACUCUGGACAGCGUCAGCACCAGCGCACUCUGCCUUUUGAAAUGUUAUUGUUUCUUCAAGGCCCAGAGGAAACACCACCACUCUCAUCCUACAGAAGGUUCAGAGAUGGGCAGUGAGGAGGAGCAGAGUCCAGAACCACACGUGCCUGAGGAAGGGGAAGGGGGUAAGCCUUGGAGAGUGGAUGACUCAGAGGGUUCUCGGAUCCCACCUGGGGAGAAGGAGCCUGGGCAGGAGAGCCUGUUGGAGGGGCCACAAGAAACCCAUCCAAAAAAGCCAUGGCAGAAAGUCACUGCCCCAGCUGAAGAGCCGGGGGACCCCAUUGCUCAUCCAAGGCCAGAGGCAGAGGAGAAGCCCUUUAUAUGUGCCCAGUGUGGCAAGACUUUCAAUAACACCUCCAACCUGAGAACCCACCAGCGGAUCCACACAGGCGAGAAGCCUUACAAGUGUUCUGAAUGUGGCAAGAGCUUCUCUAGAAGUUCUAACCGCAUCCGGCAUGAACGGAUCCACCUGGAAGAGAAGCACUACAAAUGUCCCAAAUGUCAGGAGAGUUUUCGGCGGCGCUCAGACCUCACUACGCACCAGCAAGAUCACCUGGGCAAGCGGCCUUACCGCUGUGACAUCUGUGGCAAGAGCUUCAGCCAGAGUGCCACGCUGGCUGUGCAUCAUCGCACCCACCUGGAGCCAGCACCCUACAUCUGCUGUGAGUGCGGGAAGAGCUUCAGUAACAGCUCCAGCUUUGGCGUGCACCACCGCACCCACACAGGUGAGAGGCCUUAUGAGUGCGCCGAAUGUGGGCGGACCUUCAGUGAUAUCUCCAACUUUGGAGCACACCAGAGGACCCACAGAGGGGAGAAACCCUACCGGUGCACUCUGUGUGGGAAACAUUUCUCCCGAAGCUCAAAUCUCAUCCGCCACCAGAAAACACACUUGGGUGAGCAGGCUGGGAAAGAUUCCAGCUGAAGAAGAGCUCUAUUUAGAGAGCAAGGGAGAGAGAGUGAGUGAUCCCAACCUAGUGGAGGAAGAUCUUUAGGAUCUGCUGCUGCCACCUUGACCUCAAGCCUUUCAUCCCACUUUGGAGAAUGGUUUCCUAUUGCCUCUGAAGCCAGGAACUUAAGGAAGUCCUGAGAAGGGACUCUGAGUAAAAAUCCUUGCUUAUUACCAGGCCAAUUUCUUGACGUGGAAAGUCAGAGGACCCAGUCUUGGUUCACCUCCUUGGGGUGAAAGAGAAGUAGGGUAGGCUCAGAACAUGCUCAUGUCAUUAGGGUAGCAGUCCCCUGGCCUUUGAGGGAGUACCUGUGAUAGGUAUCACUGUCUGUAGGUUCUCCGCAUUGUCUCUGAACUGUGUAAGUUGCACUGCAGUGGCCUGCUAGUUCCCACCUGCUGUGCCCCAACUUUGCUUCUAGAUCUCUGGGCUGGGAGGACCAGCCUUCCCAAUGGAAGGGGCCUCCUUGGUCUGGAGAAGAGAUCUGAGGUUUGCUCUAAGGAAUGAAAAGGAAUCCCUCAGGGUGCCAUGAUCCAGGGACCUUCACACUCCCUCAUGUUUGUUUCUUGUUAUCUGCACCCCGACCUUUCUCUGUUUUCCCCAGAGUGAUUAGCAGUAAAACCCUUCAAUGAAAA